CAUGAACCGGAAAGCGUUUGUUCGACCGCUAAAAUCAAAGUGAAACGAAAAAAGAAUUGAAAAAACUCUUGUUUAGCUCAAGUAAAUUCAGUGAAAAUACAAGAUGAGUGGCAAAGACAUCUACUACAGUGACAAAUAUUACGAUGAUGAGUACGAAUACAGACAUGUUGUGCUGCCAAAAGAACUUGUUCGCCUGGUGCCAAAAACACACUUGAUGUCGGAGAGUGAAUGGCGUGCGAUUGGAGUUCAACAGAGUCGAGGAUGGGUGCACUACAUGAUCCACCAGCCAGAGCCACACAUUCUGCUAUUCAGACGUCCCAAGACAGAACCAGUCCAGUAACGCUUGUUUGUCAACCUGUUUGUCCUCUCAUGCCUUGUAAAUAAUGAACGUGUCUGUAAAGUGUAGACACUUCUUGGAUAUGAAUGAUAAUUAUUUUUCUAUGUAAUUUUAUCACAACUUUAUUUUUGCCCUUGUCUUUUAAGAUGUUGAAUGAUUUUGCACAAUUAAAAUUAAACUACAACUGUA
Messenger RNA from Culicoides brevitarsis, 526 nucleotides. It is a transcript of the gene Cks30A, whose product is annotated as cyclin-dependent kinases regulatory subunit. The record is from RefSeq and is a predicted model, not a curated record. Lineage: Eukaryota; Metazoa; Arthropoda; Insecta; Diptera; Ceratopogonidae. Gene Ontology annotation, molecular function: protein kinase binding; histone binding; ubiquitin binding. Gene Ontology annotation, biological process: regulation of mitotic cell cycle. The transcript has 2 exons. The coding region runs from base 104 to 340 and encodes 78 amino acids. Gene Ontology annotation, cellular component: cyclin-dependent protein kinase holoenzyme complex; SCF ubiquitin ligase complex.